Dovyalis caffra is the source of this 378-nucleotide messenger RNA. NCBI's taxonomy places the organism in Eukaryota, Viridiplantae, Streptophyta, Magnoliopsida, Malpighiales, Salicaceae. The record is from the annotation of a GenBank genome assembly.
AUGGCUCUAGUUGCUUUAGUAAGUGUAUUUAUGGGUACAUCGGGACUUGUAGGACGUGUUAUUGCAACAUACGAAGAAUGCGUUCCCAAGCUUGGAAAAUAUUUAAAAGAUUGUUCUAUAAAGCUAGGUGACAAGUGUGGAGCGAGAAAUUUUUCGAGUUUGAUUGGAAAUUAUACCCCAUCGAUAGGCUGUUGCAACGAACUCGUUACAACGGGAAAAAAUUGUCAUGAGGAAUUUACAAAAUUUCUCAUAUCAAAAGAGCCCCAAGAAAAUCCAACUAAGAUUUCUACAAAGAGCCUCAAUGUUUGGAAUGAUUGUGUUGGUGUUGUAGCUCAAGCACCUUAUACGGCAUCCGAAGAAUCUAUGCCCGAAGCAUGA